Trichechus manatus latirostris (Florida manatee) is the source of this 8323-nucleotide messenger RNA. It is a transcript of the gene TBC1D8B, whose product is annotated as TBC1 domain family member 8B. NCBI's taxonomy places the organism in Eukaryota, Metazoa, Chordata, Mammalia, Sirenia, Trichechidae. Gene Ontology annotation, molecular function: calcium ion binding. The record is from RefSeq and is a predicted model, not a curated record. Bases 4119 to 7190 code for a protein of 1023 amino acids. The transcript is spliced from 21 exons.
GGUUAGCAACCCAGUGCUUAACCACUGCGCCACCAGGGCUCCUUUUAAACAUUAGAAGUAUUAUUUUGUAAAGGAAUCUUUCCAUUUAAUAGAUGCAAAUAUUUUCCAGAUUAAAAUCUGAGAAUUGAUUUUCAUAAUUGCCCAGUGAUGUAAACUAUCUACCUGAGUCUAUUGCGAAUACAUCAGAAUAUAUUUGAAAUAGAUCAUAUAGCCCUGUGUUACAGCCUCAGAAAUAGUCUUCUAAUAUAUUUUGGUUCUCCAUCAUUUUACUCGACCAGAAUUUUUUACAGUGCUCCUACCCACAAUUAACAAAGAAGUGUAUUUCACUUUGUGCAGCUGUGUUCCUGAAAAAUAAUAGAUAAAUCAAAAUCUUGUGAAUCAAAUUACUGUAAUGUAGUAUAAAAUGAUUUUUGACUUGUUGCAAGUUUCCUUUAAAUAAUCACUCCUUGCUUUCUAUGUUUGAAUUUUCAUUUAACAGACUUUCUUAAAGCUUGGGCCAAUUGCAUCAGCUUCUUAUGUCUGUUCCACCUACCCCCAUUUACUGUUCUCCAUAUCCCUAGAAUAAGAGGAAAUUCUACCACGCAUGUAUGUUGUCACUAGGCAUAGCCCCAUUUUUGUACUUCCUGGUCAAUUUAUAUUUCUGCAUGAUUGUUUUCCUUGUGGUAUUGUCAAGAUGUUUUUUGAAAUAUACCACGUGAGACCUGCCUCUAUAUUCCAUGCAAGUUAAAGAAAAGGGAUCAGAAUCAAGGAAAAAGAUGCUUUUAAAGUUUGUUUGGUUCUUUUGAUCCAGAGGAAAAGUGUGUGCCGAUUUUCAUGGUUGUUCAAUUACUAUAUUCUUACUUAAAAUUGUGAAGCCAAGAGCUUUGCUAUGCUUUACUACAAAUCCACAUUUGGAUUAGUUCUCCCAGCAGCUUGAAUGUGUGCCAACAUAAGCUUGCCUUUGUUCAUUUUGUUUGCUAAAAUCCAAUAUUUUGUGCUUUCCCUUUAGAAGAUUAGCUUAUACAUUUUUUGUAAUGAAGAAAAGAUAAUGACCAUCUAGAAAUGUUAAUAACUGUACUUUCUUUAAGAUUUCAUUUCUUUGCCCUGUGAUAAUUGGCAAUAACUACCAGCAAUGUAAUGAGUUUACGUGUGCACUUGGUGAAGUUAGUUGGCUACAAUUUUUUUUCUUAUAAUGGAAUUAAUACAACAUAGAAGUCUAGGAUGGUUAAAGCAGUAGACUGGUUUGGAAGUUACAAUUAUGAUGCUCUUUUCUAAAUUUUUGAAAUAUUUCUGCUGGCUACCUGGUAGAUUACUUAACCAUUUGCCUAAUUUUAUCUUACUUAAUUAUUCUGGCUCACAGCAAAGUGGACUGUUUUGUGGGCAUUUUUGUUAUACACAAGGUUAUUUUACAGAAAAAGUGAUUUUCCUUCAUUUAGAUAAGUAAUUCACCCUUCUACAUUCUUGCAAUUAUACUUACAUUAUCCCUUGUUCCUCCUGGCUGAUAAGGAUAAUGACUUUUCUGUGGCACCUAAAUUUAGCACUUGGUUUUAUAUAAUUAAAAAUAAUUUAUGCAUAUUUGGCUUAGUAUGCAAAAAUCAACAAUUUGUUCUGCUUGGCAGAUGGGAUCUACUACAUCGAUGGAAUUAUGGAGCUGCAUUGUAUUAAGUAUUCUAGUGUAUGGGAUUUAGGAAGAUCUGCCAAUCAGAGAGCCUUAAUUUAAGUAGUUUGUUGACAAUAUUUUACUCUUGAAUUUUCCGUAUCUGAAUAGUGUAAGCAGUUUCUUGGGCAUUGGAUUGAUACUCUACUUCAGGGGAUCUUAUUUAGGUGGUAUAAAACAAAACUAAGGAAUAAAAUUUAUUAAAAUGGAGGAUUUUUAGACAUUCUCUUUCCUCCUUUCAUCUUGACAUCACUUUGAAAUUAAAUCAUCUGUAAAAACUAGAACACGAUGUUUGAAAUAAGUUUUUCAUUUCAUAAUGUUUUAUGAUAUUUAUAUAAGCUUAACAAAUCACUGUAUAAAUGAUGUCAUAAUUAAACAUACAUAUUAAGCAGUAAAGUAGCCUUUUAAAAAACUUCUUAAUGACAUCCCCUUGAAAAUAUAAAGCUUUUCUCCCCUUUACCCCUCCUCCUACCCAAGGAGACGAACUCUAAAAAUGUUCACAUUAUUUCUUAGCAAAACAUCCCUGCAUUCCAUGCUCAUGAAGGAACCAUCUGAUAAAAGUUUUGACCUCUCAGGUACCUCAUUACUGGGAAAACCCAAACCAAACCCACUGCCGAAGAGUCGAUUCCAAGUUACAGCGACCCUACAGGACAGAGUGCAACUGCCCCAUAGAGUUUCCAAGGAGUGGCUGGUGGAUUCGAACUGCUGAUCUUUUGGUUAGCAGCUGUAGCUCUUAACCACUGCGCCAGCAGUGCCUAAAUGGUGGCCAUGAUUUAUUUUAGGUAAGGAAAGGUAUACUCUCCAAUGAAUUAAUAAAUUAUUAUUUGGGCUUAUUAAAAAGAAAAUCUCCUAGGGCAACCCCUAGGGGAGGCAUAUCACACUAUGUGCCCCCAACCCCCGGAAUAUUUUGAUUCCCAUAAAAUCAAGUAAAAAAAACACCUUUGAAGAUCUCCCUGAAUGAGCAAAUUACAGUCUUGAAGGAGUCUGGGCAGUCCAAGUGGUUAAGCUCUCAACUACUAACCAUAAAGUUAGCAGUUCUAACCCACUCAGAGGUGCCUCAGAAGAUAGGCCUGGCGAUCUGAUUCCGAAAGGUCACAGCCUUGAAAAUCCUAUGGAGCAGUUCUACUCUGCGUACAUGGGGUUGCCAUGAGUCGGAUUAUACUCCACAGCAACUAAAAACAACAGAAGGUUUUGUGAAAUAAAGCAUGGGGAGUGUCACUACUUUUUCUUGGUAGUAGUGGAAAGGAUUACUGACUGUAUAUCUAUGAGCCUUGAGACUUUUUUAAGAGAACUGUUGUUACGCUGUUCUCUUUCCUUUCCCAUCCCCUGCUUGCUUCUGAGGCCUUUCCUUUCUUAAGCGUAGGCUGGAACCAUUACCAUACUCCAAUUCAAUUUAGGGCCAUGAAUCCUCGAUCCCCAAGAGUUAAAGUCAUAAUGAUGUGGAUUAUGUGGAAAGGGCUUUUUUUGUUAAGAUAUUGGACAAUUAUAAUGUAAGUAGAAAAUUAAAAAUUGCUAUCAAGUAGAUUUCAAUCUAAUGGGGGAAAAAAAAAAACAAGAUUAACACACAUACAAAUAUGUGGAUACACUGCCGAAUCUAGUGAUCCCACUUACUCCGUUAACACUGCUUCCUUUCUCUUCCUUGAUUCUUUAAUUUUUUUAUGUCUCUAUUCAGUUGUAAUUAUUUUAUAAAGUCUUAGUUUCCUCAUUCACACAAUGGGGAUAAAACUUGUCUUUCCCACCUCACAUAAUUAUUACAUGGAUCAAAUGAGUUUUGAAACCCAUGAGCGACUAUACAAACAUUUGACGUUCAUUUAUCUAUUGAUGGAGGAUUAAGAUGUUAAAUGAAUUUUGUGUGACUGAAGACCAAAGACGGCUAUGCACUUACAUGAUUUUUCCAUAGUAAUUACUUUUCCCAUGUUGUAUCUAAAAAUUUAUUUGGAGUAGUAACAUUGAGUAUGUCCAAUCUACAAUGAUUUCAUUGCAAAAGGAAAACACUGAUAAUUAAUUAUUCAAGAAUUUUAGUAUGAUAGUGAUUAUUCAUUUAUGAUUCAUAAUCAGAAUAAUGUACAAGAAUUAGAAUAAUUUAUGAUGAUGGCAUUUCUUUUUGAUCUACAGUUGCCCAAAACCUAGAAGUUCUUAAACAGUUCCUCUACAGAUAUAAGCAUCACUUGUCUUGCUGGGUGGUAUUGAAAAGCACAUAUAACUUUCAUUGCCUUAGUAGUUUUUCUCAAAACAUAAUACUUGAAGAAGAAGUAACUCUGCAGGUGGUGAAAGCCCAUACUGCUUGUGGAGAAUUGUGGAAGGACCAUGGAUGUAAGGGCUUCUGGUUGGGACUCUUGAUUCAGUCUUAGACUCUACUGCUAAAGUAGCUCCAUUUCGCAUCCUACACCAGACACCAGAUUCUCAAGUUUACUGGUCAAUUGCAUGUGGAGCCAACAGAGAAGAAAUAACCAAGCACUGGGAUUGGUUGGAACAAAAUGUCAUGAAGACCUUAUCUGUGUUUGAUUCAAAUGAAGAUAUUACUAAUUUUGUACAAGGAAAGAUCAGAGGAUUAAUUGCUGAAGAGGGAAAGCAUUCUUUUGCAAAAGAAGAUGACCCUGAGAAAUUUCGAGAAGCCCUUUUGAAAUUUGAAAAAUGUUUUGGUUUACCAGAGCAGGAGAAGUUAGUGACCUAUUACUCAUGCAGUUAUUGGAAAGGACGGGUUCCUUGUCAGGGUUGGCUCUAUCUUAGCACCAACUUUCUGAGCUUCUAUUCUUUUUUGUUGGGAUCAGAAAUAAAACUUGUUAUAUCGUGGGAUGCAGUCUCAAAACUUGAAAAGACUUCCAAUGUCAUACUGACAGAGAGUAUUCAUGUGUGUUCCCAAGGGGAGAAUCACUACUUUUCAAUGUUUUUGCAUAUUAACCAAACAUACCUUCUUAUGGAACAGCUGGCAAACUAUGCUAUAAAGAGACUUUUUGAUAAAGAAACAUUUGAUAAUGACCCAAUACUUGAUGAUCCUCUGCAAAUCACCAAAAGAGGUCUGGAAAAUCGAGCACACAGUGAGCAAUUUAAUGCUUUUUUUAGGCUGCCCAAAGAAGAGACUUUGAAAGAAGUACAUGAAUGUUUCUUAUGGGUACCAUUUAGCCACUUUAAUACUCAUGGAAAAAUGUGUAUUUCAGAAAACUAUAUCUGCUUUGCUAGCCAGGAUGGCAAUCUAUGUAUUGUAAUCAUUCCAUUACGAGAGGUCUUAGCUAUAGAUAAGACAAAUGAUUCCAGCAAAUCUGUCAUCAUUAGCAUCAAAGGAAAAACAGCUUUUCGCUUCACUGAAGUUAACGACUUUGAGCAACUGGUAACAAAACUCAGACUCAAGUGUGGGGCAGCUUCAACUCAAUAUCAUGAUACUAGCACAGAGGUCACUGUUAGUUCUGACUCUACAGGCCCGUCAGAUAAUCUUGAGGAGAAAUCUAUGACAUGUCAGAAAGAAUGCAGUAAAACUGUGAACACUGAAGCCUUAAUGAGAGUAUUUCACCCUCAGAAUUUGGAUACUCUUAAUUCUAAAAUGUUGAAAGAAAAGAUGAAGGAACAGUCGUGGAACAUCCUAUUUGCAGAAUGUGGGCGUGGCGUUAGCAUGUUCCGGACCAAAAAGACUCGAGAUCUGGUUGUAAGAGGGAUUCCAGAGACUUUAAGAGGAGAGCUCUGGAUGCUUUUCUCAGGUGCUGUUAAUGAUAUGGCUACUAACCCUGGUUAUUAUGCUGAAGUGGUUGAGCAAUCCUUAGGGACCUGCAACUUGGCUACCGAAGAAAUUGAACGUGAUUUGCGUCGCUCCCUGCCUGAGCACCCAGCCUUUCAGAGUGAUACUGGCAUAUCUGCUCUCAGACGGGUACUCACUGCAUACGCGUACAGGAAUCCCAAAAUUGGAUACUGCCAGGCAAUGAACAUUUUGACUUCAGUGUUGCUUCUGUAUGCAAAAGAGGAAGAGGCUUUUUGGCUUCUGGUUGCUGUAUGUGAACGAAUGUUACCUGAUUAUUUUAAUCGUCGAAUCAUUGGUGCCUUGGUGGAUCAGGCAGUCUUUGAAGAACUUAUCAGGGAUCACCUUCCUCAGCUAACAGAACACAUGACUGAUAUGACAUUCUUUUCCUCAGUUUCUCUCUCAUGGUUUCUCACACUUUUUAUUAGUGUGCUACCUAUUGAGAGUGCAGUGAAUGUGGUGGACUGCUUCUUCUAUGAUGGAAUAAAGGCCAUUUUACAACUGGGAUUGGCAAUACUUGACUAUAACUUAGACAAAUUGCUGACAUGUAAAGAUGAUGCUGAAGCUGUGACAGCUUUAAACAGGUUCUUUGACAAUGUCACUAAUAAGGAUAGCCCAUUGCCUUCAAGUGUUCAGCAAGGUUCAAAUAUGAGUGAUGAAAAAAGCAGUCAUAUUAGAGUGGACAUUACAGAUUUGAUUAGAGAGUCAAAUGAGAAAUAUGGUAAUAUUCGCUAUGAAGAUAUAUACAGCAUGCGCUGUCGAAAUAGGUUGUACGUGAUACAGACCCUAGAGGAAACAACAAAGCAGAAUGUGUUGCGUGUCGUAUCACAAGAUGUGAAAUUGAGCCUUCAUGAAUUGGAUGAACUUUAUGUCAUCUUUAAGAAAGAGCUGUUUCUUUCAUGUUAUUGGUGUUUGAGUUGUCCAGUAUUGAAACACCAUGACCCCAGUCUGCCAUAUUUGGAACAGUAUCAGAUUGACUGCCAGCAGUUCAGAAUAUUGUAUCACUUCUUGAGUCCCUGGGCUCAUUCUGCAAACAGAGACUCACUAGCUUUGUGGACAUUCAGAUUGUUGGAUGAAAACUCUGACUGCCUUAUAAACUUCAAAGAAUUCUCCUCUGUAAUAGACGUAAUGUACAACGGAAGUUUUACUGAGAAGCUUAAACUGCUUUUUAAGCUGCAUAUCCCUCCAGCUUAUACUGACGUGAAAUCUCAGGACCUUUCAAAAGGAGAUGAACUUUCCAAGGAAGAAUUACUUUAUUUCAGUCAGCUACAUGUUUCCAGGCCUGCAAAUGAGAAUGAGGCAGAAUCAGUAAAAAACAGCCCUGAAAAAGGCAAAGGCAAAGUUGAUAUUCAAACAUAUCUAAAUCAAUGGCAAGAGGAGAUUUUCAAAAAAGAAGAAAACAUUAAGAAUUUACCAAGAAUGAAUCAGUCACAAUUUAUUCAGUUUUCAAAGACCCUAUAUAACUUGUUCCAUGGGGACCCUGAAGAAGAGUCAUUAUAUCAAGCCAUUGCUGUUGUAACCAGCCUUUUACUCAAGAUGGAAGAAGUUGGAAGGAAACUGCAUAGCCCUACAUCAUCAGCCAAAGGAUUCUCUGGGACUGUCUGUGCUUCUCAAGGACCUAGUGAGGGGACAACAGAGAGCCACUUGCAGGAUAAAGAUCCCUCCUUUCUCAAGGAGGAGCCUCAGUGGUCAUUUGCAUUUGAACAAAUUCUUGCAUCUUUGUUGAAUGAACCUGCAUUGGUUAAGUUUUUUGAGAAACCUGUAGAUGUAAAAGCCAAGCUAGAAAAUGCAAAAACCUCUCAGUUAAGGUCUAGAACCAAGAUAUAAAUCUCUUAACAGGAAUUGCCUACCAUAGACAAGUUUAAUCAAGAUUCCUGAAGCUAUCAGCUUGAUUCUUGGGAGUAUGACUCAGGAAUUUAGCUUUAUCUUGUUACCAGUAUGUUUGAAGAAUAUAUAUAUUCUGAAGCACAAUGAUUCUUUCCUUUGUGGUGAUCUCAAAUUUUGAUAUUCUCAAAUACAAAAGUUCUUUUUAUAUUUCACAAGAUACACAGUGUCAGGGGAAUAUGCUAAAUGUUACCUACCAUCAGAGGGCACUACCUUAUCACUUUUAGUAAGGAAAUUACUAGAUUGUGCUGCUGUUUACAUAUAUAUUAGUGACGAUUUUGAAAAGAUGGUGUUGUGUUUGAGUAUUAGUGAUGGUGAUAUGUCAUAUAAACCCUACUUUCGAAGUUGUCUCAGAUCUAUGCAAAUGCUUUAGAAAACUGGGCUCUGGGAUCUAUAGCCUUAUUUACCUGGAAGAUUACCAUUUGGAGGUCCCAUUUUCAAGUCAUCUAACUGAAAUAUUGUGAAUGUUUUCGUAUCAUUCUGUCUUCUAAUAAUAGUUUUUUUUUGUUAGUAGCUUCUGCCUUCUCCCUACCCGAGGGGUUCAGAAGCUGCUGACUUAUACUUCUAUCUCUGUUACUGAUUUUAAAAAAAUCAAGAACUCUAAACUCUGGGCUGAUACAAGGAAAAAUAAUAUUGAACUUGGAUUUAAGCCUUUUCAGGAAAUUUAAGAAACAGUUUCAUUAACUCUGUAUAUCUCUCAUUAGACUUAGAAAUUACUUGAAAUUCUUCUGAGCAUUCCAUUCUGUGGCAUUUGUCUCAGAGUAGCUUGGGACUGCUUUGGUUCUAGCUUUAGAUAUUGGAUUUUCAACACUCGUGUUUUAAGUAACAUAAGGAAUAGUUACACUAAGACUGAAUUAUUGUAUUAGUCUGGCAAGUUCAUAAAGUAUGCUUGUGUAAAGUGAUUGUCCAGGUAAUACGUAGAAUUGCCAGAAUCUAUCUAAAAAGUUUUGACUAUCUGAUUUAGAUAUGUAAUCUCUGUAUACUUUAUGCUGCUUGUAGCUUGUAUUCAGUCAUUACAAUGAAAGUCCACUUAGAGAUAAUGGGCUUUGUUAGCACUUAAAAAAAAAAAAAAAAAA